CCAAUCCCAUCUAGUACAGUAACUACUGGAAUUCCUCCAACUACAACAGAAACAGUUUCUACAACAGAAACGACCACAGUAACACCUGUUCCAACAACAACACCAAUCCCAUCUAGUACAGCAACUACUGGAAUUCCUCCAACUACAACAGCAACAGUUUCUACAACAGAAAUCACUGUGAUCACAGGGCCCAAUGUAACUAACCAAACUCAAGAAAGCACCACAACCCCACCUUGUUUCUGCAAAUACAUGAACGAUAUUUUCUACCCAGGGUCUGUCAUGUACAACGUAAGUGACCAAAAUGGAUGGUGCUUCAUUGCUCGUUGUGAAUCAGGGUGCAUUGUUGACAAGAAAUCAGGGCCAUGCUUCCUGAUAACUACUCCUGCUCCUCCUAUAACAAACACUUCAACAAUCUCCCCCCCAACCCCUCCCUCACCCACCCCUCCAUUUUAUGACUGCAUAUACCUUGAUCCACCAAGAAAGAAUGGAGAAAGGUGGACGGACAAGUGUUUUGAAAAAACUUGCAAAGAUGGAUCUGUUAUCUCCAAACCUGUGCAAUGUGCCAACUCAGCUCUUACACAGCCAUUGUGUGAAAAUGGUAUCCCUCCCGUUAAGGUCUAUGAUGAGACAGGAUGUUGUUUUCAUUAUGAAUGUCAAUGCAAAUGUAACGGUUGGGGAGAUCCACAUUAUGUCACUUUUGAUGGAACGUAUUAUGCUUUCCAAGGAAACUGCACAUAUGUUUUAGUCCAGGAAAUCAUCAAGAAGUACAAUUUCUCUGUCCACAUCAAGAACUAUAUGUGUGACACCGAACAUGGAUUGUCUUGUCCUGACUAUUUGACUGUGUACUAUAAAUCAUAUACAAUUGAACUGAGACAGACCAGAAACCCAACUGUAAAUACAGUAUCUGUCAACAAUAAGAAAGUGACCACAGUUUACAGUACUGCAGACUUCACCAUAACCACAGCUGGUAUUUCAAUGACUCUAGAUAUUCCUGCUAUUCAAGCCCAGGUUACCUUCAAAGGCAUGAACUUUAUAGUCAACCUUCCAUUUUCUCUAUUCCAUAAUAACACGGAAGGACAGUGUGGCAAAUGUGACAACAAAAGCUCAAAUGACUGCACACUCCCUAAUGGAAAAGUAGCCAAGUCAUGUGAGGAAAUGGCUCCUACAUGGCAAGUGAAUAACACAGUUUGCCCCACACCUACCACAAAAGUUCCUGACACAAAUACAACCAAGGAACCAUGUCAACCAGCCAUCUGCAAAAUCAUCUUCAGCAAAGCAUUUGAAAAGUGCCACAAAGUUAUUGACCCAGAGAACUUCUACAAGGCAUGCUUAUAUGAUGUAUGCAACAUGAAUAAUGCCACUGGUUGCUUCAGCCUGGAGGGUUAUGCUCAAAUGUGUGCUGCGGAAUCUAUAUGUGUGGACUGGAGGGGCUUAACUAAUGGAAAAUGCGCAUACAACUGUACCAACGGUAAAGUUUACUUGCCAUGUGGGCCGAAGGUGGAACAAACCUGCAAUUCAGGGUACAAUGAAAAGUUUAGAAAUUGUGAGUCAAUUGUGUGUCGUGAUCAUUUCCGAGAAGGAUGCUACUGCCCUAACGGCACCACCCUCUUUGACACUACUUCAGAUGUAUGCACAGACUUCUGUGGUUGUACAGGUUCUGAUGGGAAGCCCAAGAAUCCAGGGGAUAAAUGGCGCUCAGGAUGUAACGAUUGUAUAUGCAGUAAAAAUUCCAUGGGUCCAUUGUGUGAACCAGUUAAGUGUCCAAACCCAGAGCCCUGUACCAAAGCAGGCUAUGUGCUUCAGACUGUGGACUGCUGUCCGAAGUGUGUGUGCAACACUAGCUUGUGCUUGCCUAUGAACAUAAAUAAAUGCCCGGUCGGAUUUGAGCUAGUACGAAACAGCACAGAAAGUGACUGUUGCAUGACAUUCUACUGUAAACCGAAGAAUGUGUGUGUCUACGGGGAAAAUGUGUACUUGCCUGGCGAAAAAAUUCCAACAGGAUCCUGUGAAAACUGUGUUUGUGGUUCAACCGUGAACUCCAGCAGUAAUCUUCUUAAUACAGAAUGUAUUCAGAUGCAAUGCAACACACCCUGCCCUAUGGGCUUUACCUAUAAAGCUGUACCUGGGCAGUGCUGUGGAAAGUGUGUACAAAUACAGUGUGUAUACGAAGACGCAGAUCAGUCCCAUAACAUAACCACAGCUGAGAUCGGACAGAGCUGGACAUAUCCAAAUAAACCAUGUGUGACUUACAAUUGCACUAAAGUCAACAAUGAGUUUGUCGUGGUGAAGACGCACCCUUCAUGUCCUGAGCAUAAUCCAGAAGACUGCAUUCCUGGCACAGAGCAAAUCACAUCAGAUGGAUGUUGUAAAACAUGCCAGCAGCCUAAGUGCAAUCUGCAAAAGAACAGCACCUACUUGAAGAUUGAUGGCUGUAUAUCUGUCAGUCCUGUGGAGAUAGCCUCCUGCUCUGGAUCCUGUGACACCGAUUCCAUAUAUUCGAUGGCAGCGAACACCAUGAUGCACCACUGCAGCUGCUGUAAAGAGCUUCGAACCAGCAGCAAGAACGUGAAUCUACGCUGUGCAGACAAUACCCUGAAACCAUACACUUACAAUUACGUUGAAGAGUGUGGCUGCCAGAAGACAGAGUGCACAGACUAAAACGAAACACUGAUUUAUUCAAUUUAACCCAAUAAUUAAACAUGAGCCUAUGCUAAGGCAGAGAUUUAGCUAUGUGUGUAUAUUAAUUCAGCUGAAUUCACACUAUCGUUACUGAUUACAGAUUUUAGAUAAAGCAUGAACAAUCAAAUAUCAAAUACUAAUAUACUUUAUGAGAUUAAUCUCCUAUGUUUUGUCACCCAGUUACGCAUAAAAUAAUGCAUAUAAACACUUUACUUUCCUGCAAGCAUUGUUUUUCUCGGGUGUUGCUAUUCUUUAUAUUCUUUCCUAAUUAAAUAAAAUGAUCUAAUUGCAUUCAAAAAAA
Messenger RNA from Tachysurus fulvidraco (yellow catfish), 2980 nucleotides. RefSeq names its product intestinal mucin-like protein. Bases 250 to 2658 code for a protein of 802 amino acids. Gene Ontology annotation, cellular component: extracellular matrix. Lineage: Eukaryota; Metazoa; Chordata; Actinopteri; Siluriformes; Bagridae. Gene Ontology annotation, molecular function: protein binding. The transcript has 19 exons. The record is from RefSeq and is a predicted model, not a curated record.